AUGAAGUUGCUUUUAAUAUUUUUGACCAUAGUGUUACAAAAAUCACUGACGAUUGGCACUAAUCGAAAUGGUCGUUGUCCUUCUCCAGAAUUUAUCGCUAGUGGUUUAUCAUGUUCAACUGUAGGAAAUGAUAGUGUCUGUCCAUGUAAUUAUAAAUGCUGUCGAGCUCUGUCAAUGAAUAGUAUCGAUCCGUCCAAUUCACGUCCAAGUUAUUAUGUUCAACCAUGUGAAGAUCUCCGAAAUUGUACGCUUAAAUGUCCAUAUGGUUUGGAUAUUAAUGCUGGUUGUCCAAUUUGUCAAUAUGGUCGUGGUGGUUGUAAUGAAAAUACAUGUCGUUUGCGUGAAACUUGCCAACUAAUUUCAUCUCCAUGUAGAUAUGUUCCAGGACAACGAAUAUGUCCUUCAUGGGUUGUAUGCGUGAAAAAACAUUGA
Rotaria sp. Silwood1 is the source of this 432-nucleotide messenger RNA. Lineage: Eukaryota; Metazoa; Rotifera; Eurotatoria; Philodinida; Philodinidae. The record is from the annotation of a GenBank genome assembly.